Molecule: messenger RNA, 1108 nt
Organism: Trichobilharzia szidati
Lineage: Eukaryota; Metazoa; Platyhelminthes; Trematoda; Strigeidida; Schistosomatidae
Source: the annotation of a GenBank genome assembly
AUGAACAACGCUGUAUUCGUCGCUUAGCGUUACAGUUGGCAUCAUAACUUUUUCUUCACGUGGCUUUUCCCCAGAACGUAACAAUGAGUGUAGAAGAUCCAAAGCCAAUGGAUUGUUCUCCUAUCAAUAAUAAUAAUCGAUUGUGUGCUAUAUGCCUAGAAAAUGAGUUCAAAUAUAAAUGUCCAAAAUGUGAAAUUAAAACUUGUAGCCUUUCUUGUUGUAAUAAUCAUAAAAGUCAAUUUAAUUGCAAUGGAAUCUGUGAUACUGUUACCUAUUGUCGACGAGAAGAUUAUUCCACAUUUCUUUUUCAAAGAGAUUAUAGAUUAUUGGAAGAAAUUGACAGAAGGAAUGCUGAUAGAGAAAAACAGCUUUUAUCACUGUCUCAUCGAAAUACUGGAAGAAUACGAAAAAGAAAUCAGUUAGUAAAGUUGGCUAGUGAAUAUGGCAUUACUCUUCGACUCUCACCAACACUUAUCCUGUCGCGUACCAAAGUCAACAGAACUCGUAUCCAUAUACAGAAAGAUGAACCAAAAAGUAUAUUAUGGAGUGUAGAGUUUAGUCUUAUACCAUUGGAGGCGAAUUCAACUCCUGUUAUUGAUCAAUCGAAAUCUCUACGACUGGUUGUACAUGAUCAAGAACAACAGAGACGAUUGUGUAAUAUAUGGGAUGAUCAUGUAUUGAAUGUUUCCUCUGAGAAACAAGAUUCAUUAAUCACCUAUUCACCUCCACGUUCACCGCCUUUUGGAAAGAUUUCAUCAUGGUUGCAUUGUGGAACAAAUCAAUCAAGUGAUGAUCCUACUAACUCGAUGAAUAAAGUCUAUUUCUAUGUAAAAGUUCAAGAGAUUAGUGUUCCACAAAUAGAUGAAGAUGUCAAGACAACACUGACUCGUCGAUACAAAUAUGUGGAGAUAUUUACAACGAAUAGAUUGAUUGAUAUAUUAACUAUCCCUGGUCUUAUAAUCCAUGAAAUGCCUACAAUCUACGUAACUAAGCAUGAAUUAAACAGUUCAAAUACAACUUGAUUGAUUUUUGAAAUUUCUAUUUGAAAUGGCAUUCAGUGUAUGGUGGCUAACAACAGUAGUGAUUCACUCGUUUUCGGACUGUCGUG